Messenger RNA from Nelumbo nucifera (sacred lotus), 4296 nucleotides. RefSeq names its product structural maintenance of chromosome 3 (gene SMC3). Gene Ontology annotation, molecular function: protein binding; ATP hydrolysis activity; ATP binding. Gene Ontology annotation, biological process: mitotic chromosome condensation. The record is from RefSeq and is a predicted model, not a curated record. NCBI's taxonomy places the organism in Eukaryota, Viridiplantae, Streptophyta, Magnoliopsida, Proteales, Nelumbonaceae. Gene Ontology annotation, cellular component: condensin complex; chromosome.
UUUCGCGAGGAAGGACGGCCGACUAGAGAGAUCGAUUUGUUGCUUGAAGUGUUGAACGCCUUCAUUCAUUCGUGUGCUGCUUGCUGAAGAUCUUUCAAAAUUCUCCUCGUUUCGGUAGGGGGUUUCUGGUUGGAAAUUUCUGGGUGGGUGUAGACUGUGAAGUGAAGAUGGGGAUUCCGGCCGAGGUGUCCGAUGAGCUCAUUGGCUGUGGCUCAAAGUCCGAACGGGGAGGAAGCAGGAAACCGAGAUUGUUCAUCAAAGAAAUGGUCAUGAAGAAUUUCAAAUCAUAUGCCGGAGAGCAAAGGGUCGGGCCCUUUCACAAGAGCUUUUCGGCUGUUGUCGGCCCCAAUGGCAGCGGGAAGAGUAAUGUAAUAGAUGCCAUGCUCUUUGUGUUCGGUAAGAGGGCUAAGCAGAUGCGCCUAAACAAAGUUUCAGAACUGAUCCAUAAUUCCACCAAUUACCAGAAUCUGGACAGUGCGGGCGUCUCCGUUCACUUUCAGGAGAUAAUUGAUCUAGAGGACGAAACCUAUGAAGUUGUACCGGGGAGUGAUUUUGUCAUUACAAGAGUUGCCUUCCGAGACAACUCGUCUAAGUACUAUAUUAAUGACCGAAGCAGUAACUUCACGGAGGUAACAAAGAAAUUGAAAGGGAAGGGAGUGGACUUGGACAACAACCGAUUUCUAAUUCUUCAGGGAGAAGUGGAACAAAUUUCAUUGAUGAAGCCGAAAGGCCAAGGGCCCCAUGACGAAGGGUUUCUUGAAUAUCUCGAGGACAUUAUUGGGACUAACAAAUAUGUGGAGAAGAUUGAAGAAUCAUAUAAGCAGUUGGAAUCCCUUAAUGAGCAAAGAUCUUCAGUGGUUCAAAUGGUGAAAUUAGCAGAGAAAGAAAGAGAUAGCUUGGAGGAUGCUAAGAAUGAAGCAGAGUCGUACAUGCUGAAGGAAUUGUCACUGUUGAAAUGGCAAGAGAAAGCCACUAAGUUGGCCUCUGAGGAUGCUGCCUCUCAUGUGGUUGAACUGCAAACAGAUGUUUCCAGCUUGGAAGAAAAUCUCAAGAAUGAAAGGGAGAAGAUUCGGGAAAAUACCAAAUUGUUGAAGGAUCUCGAGGUUGUCCACAAUAAGUAUAUGAAAAGACAUGAGGAACUUGAUAAUGAUCUCAGAACCUGUAAAGAUGCGUUCAAGGAGUUCGAAAGGCAGGAUGUGAAAUGCCAGGAGGAUUUGAAGCACAUGAAGCAAAAAGUCAAGAAAUUGGAGGACAAGCUUGUAAAGGAUUCAUCCAAGAUUGAAGAAAUUUCGAAAGAGUCUGAGGAGUCGAGAAAUCAGAUUUCCAAACUCGAGGAGGAAAUUCCCAAACUACAACAACACCUGUUGAAUGAGGAAAAAGUUUUAGAAGAAAUUAAAGAGAGCUCUAAAGUUGAAACUGAGAGGUUCCGCUCUGAGCUUGCUGAAGUCCGCACAGCAUUGGAACCUUGGGAGAAAGAGUUGAUUGAACAUAAAGGAAAACUUGACGUUGCAUCUGCUGAAAGUGUUCUUUUGAAAGAGAAACAUGAUGCUGGUCGGAGAGCUUUUGAGGAUGCUCAACAGCAGAUGAAUGAGAUAAUGGCUAAAAUUGAAGAAAAGAGUGUCAGCAUCAUGAAAGUCAAAAGUGAUUUAGAGGAUCACAGAAGUAAGGCAAUGGUAGCUCGGAAAGUUGAACAGGAAUGCAGUAGAGAGCAAGAAUCACUAAUUCCUCUUGAACAAGCUGCAAGACAAAAGGUUGCAGAGCUUUUGUCUGUUAUGGAGUCAGAAAAGAGUCAGGGAACUGUUUUGAAGGCAAUCUUGCAAGCUAAGGAGUCUAACCAAAUAGAGGGAAUUUAUGGCCGAAUGGGAGAUCUAGGUGCUAUUGAUGCAAAAUAUGAUGUUGCCAUAUCAACUGCUUGCCCUGGACUAGACUAUAUUGUUGUUGAAACAACUAGUGCAGCACAAGCAUGUGUGGAGCUACUUCGACAAAGGAAUCUUGGUGUUGCAACUUUCAUGAUUUUGGAAAAACAAAUGGAUCAUUUACCAAGGUUGAAGGAAAAAGUUAGCACCCCGGAGGGAGUUCCACGGCUUUUUGAUCUUGUUAAGGUUCAAGAUGAACGGAUGAAACUAGCGUUUUUUGCAGCCCUUGGGAACACUGUAGUAGCAAAAGACCUUGAUCAGGCAACAAGGAUCGCAUAUGGUACAAAUAAGGAAUUUCGGCGUGUAGUAACACUUGAUGGUGCACUCUUUGAGAAGUCGGGUACAAUGAGUGGUGGUGGAAGCAAGCCUCGUGGUGGUAAGAUGAGUACAUCUAUCCGUGCCAUCAGUGUUUCUGGUGAAGCUAUUGCAAAUGCUGAGAGAGAUCUUGCUAAGUUGGUUGAUCAGCUUAGUAGUUUACGCCAAAGGAUUUCUGAGGCAGUGAGGCAGUAUCAGGUGUCUGAAAAAGCAGUGGCCAAUUUGGAAAUGCAAUUAGCCAAAACUCAAAAGGAGAUAGAAAGCUUGAAUGCACAACAUAGUUAUAUUGAGAAACAACUUGGUUCUUUAGAGGCUGCAUCACAACCAGUGAAGGAUGAACUUGAUAGAUUGGAGGAGCUCAACAAAAUUAUAUCUCAUGAAGAAAAGGAGCUUGGGAGACUUACUAAAGGCUCUAAACAGUUGAAGGAUAAGGCUCUUGUGCUUCAGGGUAAAAUAGAAAAUGCAGGUGGUGAAAGGUUGAAAUCCCAAAAGUCAAAAGUGAAUAAAAUUCAGUCUGAUAUUGACAAGAGCAACACAGAGAUCAAUCGUCACAAGGUUCAGAUAGUGACGGGUGAGAAAAUGGUGAAGAAAUUGACAAAGGGGAUUGAGGAAUCAAAGAAAGAGAAAGAGAGGGUUUUAGAGGAAAAGGAGAAAAUGCUUGCUGCUUUUGAAGAGAUCAAACAGAAAGCACUUGCAGUGCAAGAAAACUAUGAAAAGACGCAGAAGCUUAUGGAUACCCAUAAUGAUGAACUGGAUGAAAAGAAAGCAGAAUAUAACAAACUGAAGAAAACAGUGGAUGAACUACGUGCUUCUGAGGUCGAUAUUGAUUAUAAGUUACAAGAUCUGAAGAAGCAUUCCAAGGAAUGGGAAGUUAAGAUGAAGGGGUACAAAAAGAAGCUUGAUGACCUACAGAUUGAUCUCAAGAAACAUUUGGAGCAAGUUCAAAAGGAUGCAGUAGAUCCUGAAAAGUUAAAAGUAACACUGGAUGACGAGGUAUUGUGUGAGGCUUGUGACCUAAAAAGAGCACUUGAGAUGGUAGCGUUGCUCGAAGCACAACUGAAAGAAAUGAGUCCAAACCUUGAUUCUAUUGCAGAAUAUCAGAGGAAAGCUUCCGUGUACACUGAACGUGUGGGAGAACUGAAUACAGUGACCCAAGAACGUGAUGUUGUAAAGAAUCAGUAUGAUGAACUUAGGAAAAAACGGUUAGAUGAGUUUAUGGCAGGCUUCAACACAAUAUCAUUGAAGUUGAAGGAAAUGUAUCAGAUGAUCACACUUGGAGGUGAUGCAGAGUUAGAGCUAGUGGACUCCUUGGAUCCUUUCUCUGAGGGUGUUGUUUUCAGUGUCAGACCUCCAAAGAAGAGUUGGAAAAACAUUGCAAAUUUGUCAGGCGGUGAGAAGACACUCAGUUCAUUAGCUCUUGUUUUUGCACUUCAUCAUUACAAACCUACACCGCUCUAUGUUAUGGAUGAGAUUGAUGCUGCCCUGGAUUUCAAAAAUGUCUCAAUUGUUGGACAUUAUGUGAAAGAGCGCACGAAGGAUGCACAAUUCAUAAUCAUAAGUCUGAGAAACAACAUGUUUGAGUUGGCUGACCGACUUGUUGGCAUUUACAAAACUGAUAACUGCACCAAAAGCAUUACAAUCAACCCAGGAAGCUUUGCGGUUUGUGAGAAAGCAGCAUAAUUCAUGGGUGUAAGUGUAACUACUGUGAAUUGCCUUGUAAUUUUAUUCUGUUUAAAGCUAUGGUACCAAUUUCAAGUGCUGUGCAAGCUCCUGUAUCCUAAUACAGGAGCUUGCAGGUACCAAAUGUGUAUGUGUUUACAACUAAAAGGUUAAGUGUAUGUGCUUGAUGCCUUUUAUAUAUAUAUGCAUGACGCCAUGUGUACAGAGAUCUUACAGGUUGGAUUCACCUUUGGUGAAUGUUGUUGUAUCAGUGUGUGUAUUGCAUUGGCUAACCUUUUCUGAGAAACCCGAGAUUUAUAGUUUCUUUCUUAUCUAUGUUGUAUACAUGAAUCAAAGACUGAAUUGUUCAGGGACAAGACAAUAUUGCAUUCGAUGCAAUUUCAUA